UCCCCUAACCAAUAGAAAGCUCAUUUUUGUUCUCAUUUUCCCAUUCAAAAAUUAGAAGAACUAAAAACUUAAGUAUGAUGAAGAGACAAUUAGGGCUCGUAAUUAUCUUGGUUGUUAUUUUUGUUGGUGUCUUGGACGUUACGCAAGUUGAAGCCAUGAGGCCUUUCCCGGAGGCCGUCGAUGAGAUCAGGCUUUUGUUUCAAGCUCUGCAAAGAGGUCCGGUCCAAGGCUCUGGUCGCAACGGCUGCACAAAUAUUCCUCGUGGUUCAGGCAGAUGCCGCCACGGCUAAGCUGUCAUCCGAAUCUUCUUCCUCUUCAUCAUUCUUUGAUUCCUUUUUUUUCUUCUCCACAUUUGUGUGUUACGUACAUAAUUACAUUUACGUAAUUUUACGAUAGCUUUAGUCUUUAGACUUGGUCUCAUAACACUUGAAUUGUUAUCUACGGAAUCUUCAUUAGUUUUUUUAUUUUAAUUGUUUGUGCAGUGACUCAACACA
Molecule: messenger RNA, 494 nt
Organism: Eutrema salsugineum
Lineage: Eukaryota; Viridiplantae; Streptophyta; Magnoliopsida; Brassicales; Brassicaceae
Exons: 1
Coding region: 75-290 (71 amino acids)
Source: RefSeq, a predicted model, not a curated record